Molecule: messenger RNA, 936 nt
Organism: Bombina bombina (fire-bellied toad)
Lineage: Eukaryota; Metazoa; Chordata; Amphibia; Anura; Bombinatoridae
Product: dual specificity protein phosphatase 26-like
Exons: 4
Coding region: 132-707 (191 amino acids)
Biological process (GO): protein dephosphorylation; negative regulation of MAPK cascade
Cellular component (GO): cytoplasm
Molecular function (GO): MAP kinase phosphatase activity; protein tyrosine/serine/threonine phosphatase activity
Source: RefSeq, a predicted model, not a curated record
GUUUACAGAGCUGUCUGUGAGAGUUGCAAAGCGGCAAAGGGGGGCAGACUCAAUUAAAGCCACACACAAGCACAUAAUAAACACCAAAACGUGAACUGGUCCUUAAUUCACAAAGAUUCUUUUGAAAAAGUAUGGCAACAUCUCGCUUUACUUCAAUUGAUCUACUUCUCAGGGGACCUUUGCAGAGGAAUAGCCGCCCUGUGCUAAAUGUAUUUGAGCUGGAGAAACUCCUGUACACAGGGAAAGCAGGAUGGCGUCAUGUAGAUGAAGUUUGGCCUGGACUGUAUUUGGGAGAUCAGGAAAUUGCUGCAAACAAAAGUGAGCUACUUCAUCUGGGCAUCACGCACAUCCUUAAUGUGACACAUAGUAAAUGGAGAGGCGGCGAAGAGUACUACAAAGGAAUGAAUAUUUCCUAUAAGGGUAUAGAAGCUCAGGAUUCGCCCUCAUUUGAUAUGAGCGUCUACUUCUAUCCUGCAUCAGAAUUCAUCCAUGGUGCUCUGAGACUCAGGGGAGGUAAAAUACUGGUACAUUGUGCAGUGGGAGUUAGUCGAUCUGCGACGCUCGUCCUUGCUUACCUCAUGAUACACCACAACAUGACCUUGGUUGAAGCCAUUACAACUGUGAAAGAACAAAGAGGAAUUAUUCCUAACCGGGGUUUUCUGGGACAACUGGUGAAUUUGGACAAUCAGUUAAGAAGGAAUCGUUAGAUCAGCAUAUACAGUAUAUACAUAUUUGUGUUUGGGUUCCAGGAUAGAUAUGAAUAGCUAGAUUGUAAGUUCCCAUGGAAAUAGGGCCCUCAAUUCCUCUUGUAUUUGUUUGAUAAAUUUUGUCCUGUCUCUAAAAUAUAUUGUAUCAUCGCGGUACUUUAUCUUUUGUACCCAUGGACAGCUCUGUGGAAUUUGUUGGUGCUUUAUAAAUAAAGAAUAAUAAAGAUUA